Messenger RNA from Ruditapes philippinarum (Manila clam), 932 nucleotides. RefSeq lists its product as uncharacterized. The coding region runs from base 148 to 885 and encodes 245 amino acids. Gene Ontology annotation, molecular function: protein binding. NCBI's taxonomy places the organism in Eukaryota, Metazoa, Mollusca, Bivalvia, Venerida, Veneridae. The transcript is spliced from 2 exons. The record is from RefSeq and is a predicted model, not a curated record.
AAGUAUACACAGUUCGGUAACUUUUUUUAACAGAAAGAAUAUUUAAAGGCUGAAUAGAUAGAUCAAUACAAGAAAAACGAUUAAAAAGUGUAUACAUGUGGUUGUUUUCAAGGUGAAAUGCAAGGAUAGUUUAAUAUUUCAUUAGAAAUGGAGCGCAAGCCAAAGAAAUUAAAAGUUGAUAAUUCAUUACUUCGGCCAAAACCGUUUACACAGAAAGGGUUAUAUGAUGACGAAGUUACAUUAUAUUUUGGAAAGGAAAAUCUUUAUGUCUCGAAGAAUUUUCUAUGUUUAGCCUCGCCAGUAUUCGAAGCGAUGUUUAGAAAUGAGUUUAGAGAGAAGAAAGAGAAACGUGUGGCGAUGACUUGGAAAUCAUACGAAGACUUCCUUGACUUCCUGCUGUGUAUUCAUCCAAGAUAUCAAAAAGAAGUAAACGAACUGAAUGUGCUACGUAUUGUCCCUUUAGCUGAGGAAUAUCAAGUGACAGCGACUGUAACAAAAUGUAAGGCUGUUAUGAAGUCCAUGUUGUCAAAUGCCGAAGAAACAGCAUUACAAACAAAUCAUCUUCCAGAACAUCUUAAACCAUUGAAGAAGUGUUUAAAUGUAUUGAAUUCCGCAGCUUCUCUGAAUUACACAGACAUUAUGGACUUAGCUGUCAAAUCUAUUGCCAGGUUUGGAUACUGUCUGUACGACGGACUUGAUCAUUCUAAAGAUGUAUUAAGAGGUUGUUAUCCAGCGUUAGACAGCAAAGUAGACGUUAACAACGAUACGACAUACAGUGAUAUAUAUAAAGAUUGUAAUGUUCUCUUCAAAGGUCUCUCGCUUGAAAUCCGCAACAAAAUUCUGUCUGAAAGAUUAAUGAAAUUCAAUGACAAUAAAUUUAAGUAAUUUAUAGUAAUCAAAUUUCAGAUUACGCGGCGUUUUUAUCUACAUCC